GCAGUUUCCGAGCUCUUUGCUGGAUGCUUCGGCCGUGGUUCCUGAGGCCCUUGUAGCUUUUUUCAUCAAGCCUGUCGGGGAAGUGCCUGGCGGUGGGCAGAAGAAGUCCGGAGCACAGAGCUGGGCAGCCGAAGUGGACAUUGCCUGGCUUUCUUUGGCGCGAAAACCGCCCCGAGUUGAGCUCCCUCCCUUGAAGCAUGUCCAUCUCGCCAAGGCAGAUUCCUUGCGGGUCACCUGCCUGCCCAGCCCAGCAACGAGCUUGCCGUCUCGCGAUCUCCUGGACUUCCUCUGUCCUCUGUGUGAGAGCGGCAACUGGUGUUCCCAGCUCCAAGCCACCGUCCAAGCUGCAUUCGCUGAUCUCAUCUUGAGGUCGAAGGAACAGUUCUGCUGUGAGGGCCGCUUUCAUGACGAGGGUGAACUGAAACGGAAUGCGAUGAGCUUCGCGACUUGCGCUUUGCAAGAGCUUUCACGUUCUGUGCAGAAAGGCAUCGAAAGAUGCAUCAGGGAGCUCGCCUCCGUUUCGCUGGUGCAAGCAAGCUUGAAUGUGUGUGCCAUGUCCCAGAUGGUCCGGCGAUGUGACCUGGGAUCACCGCGGCUUUUCGCAGAAUCCCAAGGAAGGAUGGUCGGACAAGAUCUGGUUCAGGGCGGACUCGUGCUGGGCGAGGAUGAGCGGAAAGCCCUGGCAAAGGCCGUAGUGGAUGUCGCCAUUAGCAUCUACACCAUCGGCAUGAUGAAGGAGUACAGCGCGCCCGUGGAGACAAUCAGUCGCUGGGUGCCUGCAUUAGCCGCAUUUUGGCCGAGCCUCGAAACCUCCAAGCUUUCCUGGGAAGAGCGGCACCAUGCGAUUGCAAAGCUGCUGUACGAGGUCGGGCUGCGCUUGGGCGGCUUGCCUUUCAAAGCCAUGCAGUUUGUGGGGCUGCGCGAUGACCUUCCGGACGGGUACAGGAAGUGGUUCUCCAAGGCACAGGAGAACACUGAAUUCUUCAGCCCACCAGAACACGUGCAGCGAGUGCUGGGUGCCUUUGGUCCCAGUUUGCAUUGGAGCGAUGAGCCCAAGAAGUCCGCGUCGAUCGCGCAGGUGCACUUGAAGGCGACCUGGAAUGGAUGGCCGGCUGUUGCCAAGGUGCAGCACGCGCACGUGAGGGCGGAGUACACCGGCGACCUGAAAACUAUGGCUGAGCUUGGAGCCUACGUGAACAAGUAUGAGGAGGCGAAGGGUGCGGCCGUGAUGCUGGCGGCCCUGGCCGAGAAGCUGGCACCGACGGUGGAGAUGGAGACGGACUUCAUGAAAGAAGCGGCGAAUCAGGAGCGUGUGCGCGAGCUCUUUCGGCAGCACGGCACAGACGUGGCUGUUGCUCAGGUGUACAUGUCCUCGCCGGAGGGUUUGGUCAUGCAGAAGCUGGAGGGCAUCACAGCGGCGGAGGCCAUUGCUGGCUGGAAGCAAGGAGGAGGAGCGCAGAACGACCUUUUUGGACGGGAGCAGCGGGAUGUCGUCUACAGUGCCUUUGCAGAGAUGGUGCUGAAGCAUGGCUUCUUCCAGAUGGAUGCGCACCCAGGCAACCUCAUGAUCCUGAAGGAGGGGCGCCUGGCACUGCUGGACUUCGGACAGUGCUGUGAGCCCACUGAGGAGCAGCACCGUCGCUUCCGGCACUUUGCGCUCGAGGCCCCGACCUCCCAAGAAGCAGCCAAGGACACCGCGAAGCUGAAGUCCUGGUUGGCCAACAUGGGCAUCGAAGUGACAGAACUGAAGGCAGAGAAAACGGCAGAGUUGCUCUUCUACGGUGCGAAGAGCUCCAUGUUCCCAGACACGGAUAAGAUCGACCCGGAGAUCAUGCCGCUGCUCCUGAUCGUGCUCUACCUCUCGCGCUUUGAGAACACGGUGGCGCAGCUGCGUGUCCAGGCCGGUUUCCAGGAUGCCGCGGACCACUUUGCCGUUCUCCGCGCUUUCAACAAAGCGGCCAGGGUGGGAGGUGAGGUGCACAUGGACCUCUGA
Messenger RNA from Symbiodinium necroappetens, 1993 nucleotides. The record is from the annotation of a GenBank genome assembly. Lineage: Eukaryota; Dinophyceae; Suessiales; Symbiodiniaceae.